Habropoda laboriosa is the source of this 1017-nucleotide messenger RNA. RefSeq names its product protein shifted (gene shf). Lineage: Eukaryota; Metazoa; Arthropoda; Insecta; Hymenoptera; Apidae. The record is from RefSeq and is a predicted model, not a curated record. Gene Ontology annotation, molecular function: signaling receptor binding. Gene Ontology annotation, biological process: anatomical structure development. The coding region runs from base 1 to 1017 and encodes 338 amino acids. The transcript is spliced from 6 exons. Gene Ontology annotation, cellular component: cell surface; extracellular region.
AUGCAGUGGGCCGCAGCCGCCCUGGCCUCGGCGGUGAUCGCUCUGCUUCUGGACACGGCGGCCGCGAGGCAUCACCAUCGUUCCGGCAAUGGGCACAAACCAACCGGUGACAUCUCCCUCUGGAUCGACCAGCAACAGAUCAAAAUGUUCAGCGGGGUCGAAAUGGAAAUAUUCGCGAUUACCGAGGGUAGAGUCUUGUCUUAUCUGUUGGAUCCAGAAUUCGAGAGCAAACUUCCGAUGAUUCCAAGCGAGGUAACGUAUGUGAAUUUCACAUGGAAAUCUGGUGUUAAAAAAUACGUCUAUAACUUUUAUCGACUGAAAUCGUUUGAUGAAUCGAUCCUGAAAACUCCAUCUAUCACAAUCAAAACGCAAGGAAGAGUCCCCAGGAGACCCAAGGAAUUCAGCGUGCUAUUACCCUGUUCCGGUAAUAAUUCGGGCAUUGCGCAAUUGGGCAUCGGUCUGAUGAUUGAAUCACGUAAGGGGAAACCUUUAAACGGGACACCCCUUCGACUUAACCUGAGAAAAGAAUGCACCGUGCGCGAACCUAAUCCUGGACCUUGUCCAGAUGGAUAUUUAGGUCCACCUAAUUGCAACAAAGCAUUGUGUUAUCCAAAUUGUAUGAAUGGUGGCAAUUGUACAGCUCCUGGUAUUUGUUCAUGUCCAGCAGGAUUUCAAGGACCAUACUGUGAAGGAGGUAUAUGUGCAGAAAAAUGUUUAAAUGGUGGGAAAUGUGUCCAGAAAGAUACUUGUGAAUGUCCAAAAGGUUACUUUGGAUUACGUUGUGAAUUCUCAAAGUGUGUAAUACCCUGCUUAAAUGGAGGGAAAUGUAAAGGGAACAAUGUAUGCAGAUGUCCUGCAGGUUUUAAAGGUGACCAUUGUGAGAUUGGUAGACGAUCUCCACAACGUUCAGCUUGCACAAGAGCAUGUAGAAAUGGAACUUGUCAACCUGAUAAUACAUGUCUUUGUGAGCCUGGUUGGUUUGGAAAGUUAUGCAACAAAAACAAACCUUGGGCUUGA